This is a messenger RNA of Fusarium keratoplasticum, 1341 nucleotides long. RefSeq lists its product as uncharacterized. The transcript is spliced from 5 exons. Bases 1 to 1341 code for a protein of 446 amino acids. NCBI's taxonomy places the organism in Eukaryota, Fungi, Ascomycota, Sordariomycetes, Hypocreales, Nectriaceae. Gene Ontology annotation, biological process: phosphatidylethanolamine biosynthetic process. The record is from RefSeq and is a predicted model, not a curated record. Gene Ontology annotation, cellular component: mitochondrion. Gene Ontology annotation, molecular function: phosphatidylserine decarboxylase activity.
AUGGUUGUUCAACACGGAGACGCUCACCACAUCCCCAAGGAGCACCGGGUUCACAAACCCGGUUACUGGCUUCCCGCCGACCACCGCGUGCACCGCGAAUAUGUCCGUCGCAUAAGCAAGCACGCCGACGACAACCCCAAAGACUUGGUGCCAGUCCUCCAAGAGUUCAAGGAUUUCAUCGAAAAGACACCCCGCGUGUACAUGUACUUUGUGCAGAUGUUUGAAGAGAUUCCUCAGAAGCACCCCUACUGCAAUGAUCCGACGGGUACGCCGCAGAUUAGGGACUAUGAGCACAUGUUGCAGGUGUUGAAUCAUAUCCUUACGAGGGCGCCCGAGUGGACGGAUGCGGCGGAGAGCGUGGGCAUGGUGGGUGUCCCGAUGAAUGCGAUUUUUGACUAUCCCAUGGGGACGCCGAGUGGUUAUGCCGCUUUCUUGGAUCCUGAUGUGAAUCGGAUGCUCAAGAAAGUCCUCAACGAAUGGGGCAAGUUCCUCCAGACUCCCGAAUCGGCUGAAGUUUUGGGAAGCCACAAGUUGGGGUGGUUCGGUGAGACUGGCCUGGGUGAUCUCGUCGAGGUCGCCAACGCACCCAAAAAGUCCAACCUCAAGUUUGAAGAGAUGUUUGAGUGCGAUCCCUCGGCUACACACUAUGGCUUCAAAUCCUGGGACGAUUUCUUCACUCGCAAGGUUCGUGAUUCGGCUCGUCCGGUCGCGUCGCCCGAGAAUGACCUCGUCAUCGCGAAUUGCUGCGAAUCGCGUGUGUACAACAUUGAGCGAGAUGUGAAGCUGCGUGAUCGCUUCUUCGCCAAGGGUCAACCUUACUCGAUCCUCGACAUGCUCGCCCACGACCCCUUGGCCGAGAAGUUUGCAGGAGGCACCAUUUACCAGGCGUUCCUUUCCGCGCUGUCCUAUCACCGCUGGCACUCGCCAGUGUCGGGAACGGUCCGUCGAGCAUUUGUCAAGGAGGGCACGUACUUCAGCGAGCCACUGUUCGAAGGCGUCGGCGAGCCCGGCCAGACCGAUAUUUCGCUGGCGGGAUUAACACAAUCGCAGGGAUACCUCAGUGCCCUGGCUACGAGGGCGAUUAUCCUGAUCGAGGCGGACGAGCCGGCGAUUGGGCUGAUUGCAUUCAUCGGCAUCGGCAUGGAUGAGGUGAGCACGUGUGAGAUCACGGUCAAGGAGGGACAGAAGAUCAAGAAGGGUCAAGAGACGGGCAUGUUCCAUUUCGGCGGGUCAACGCAUUGUGUGCUCUUUAGGAAGGGCGUCAAGCUGGAGGGAUUCCCCGAGGUUGGGAAGAAGGAGAAUGUGCCUGUCCGUAGCCAGUUGGCGGUUGUCAAGAAGUGA